Messenger RNA from Drosophila teissieri, 2454 nucleotides. RefSeq lists its product as uncharacterized. Gene Ontology annotation, cellular component: extracellular matrix. Bases 1 to 2454 code for a protein of 817 amino acids. The transcript is spliced from 4 exons. The record is from RefSeq and is a predicted model, not a curated record. Lineage: Eukaryota; Metazoa; Arthropoda; Insecta; Diptera; Drosophilidae.
AUGGAAAUGGCUAUCUGCGGCGGUGGCGGUGGCAGCCCCACCUUGAUGCUACUGAUCCUGACGGCGCUCCUAACUUUAGGUCAAGCUACAGAUACCUGGCAGCGUUUGCCAUCCUUAGACACUUUCUCCACCUAUGAGGACAUGCAGCGUUACUUUGAUCAGCGCAAUUUCCGCAGCAUGCGGCACAUCGAGAAUCCCACGGGUGACACCUAUUUGGCAGCCUUCAAUCAGUACAAUGAGCAGGUGGAGGAUCAGUCACCAAAGAGGGUGACCCAAGGCCACUCCAGGAUCAAGCGCGACAACCAACGCCAACUGCCCACGGCACCCAGAAUGCUGCGUUUCGAGCUGGCGGAUGCCGUGGAGCCGAGUCCGGAACUUAAGCAAAUCCUACGUCAAUAUCACGCCAGAGCCCUGAAGGAAAAUCCCACUGCUGCGAGUCCAGUCAGUACCACUCAGGAACCCACUCCUGCAGUGAGUGCCACCAAGGCCACAAAGGCCAAGUCCCGAAAACCACGUCGUCAGAGGCGAUCAGUUGUGGGAUCCCAGCAGCCGGCGGACUUUAAAGUGCAAAUGAUCCCCUUUGAAGAAACAGAUGCCAGGGAGCCCGAUCCCAUCACAGCGCAGCUGAUCAAGAAGGCCCGCUCCCUGGACCUUCAGAGUCAGGCCACCAGAUCCACUGACUUUCGCCAUGCCAGGCCCCAAGUGGCCAGGAAGCAGCCCAUCCAGGUGAGGAUCCGCAAGACGAAGCGCUCCAAGCGCUCAGCGCCGCAGAUGAUCAAGUUUGAGUUGGCGGAUGCCAAGGCCAUGCCCCAAAGAUCCGGCAAACAGCUGGCCAGCGAAACAGUGCCCACUCUACUGACCAUGGAGACCCAGAGGAACAAGACGCAAGCUCCGCAGCUGACCACACCCACUCCUCGGCUGGAGGACAAUGAUAUUCUCACAGGUGAAGCUACGGCGGAAACCAAACGCAUGUAUGUUUACAAGGAGGCUCCCAUCAGUUCUGGACAUGUGAAGACCAAGAAAUCACUGAGCACCCUGCCCCACGAAGUUCAGAAGGUCAUUAGCCAGCUGAUGAAGGAUGGACUGGGUGGCAAGGCGUACGUCAAGUAUCUUCCCGCCCAGAAAUCCGACUACGAGCACUACAAAGCCAAAGCCGUGUCAUAUGGUGGUAAGCCCUUGGGCAACUAUGUAAAGUACAUCAACAAACCAGCUGAACCAGCUGCAGCUCCCUCUCCUGUCCAAGUGCACAUCCAGCCAGUUCCUGUGGUGGAGCAACUCCGCUAUGUUUAUAAGCCCCACUAUGCAGCAGUUGCACCCACAAUAGCCCAGCCCAUUGUGGUUCAGGAGGCGCCUGCUCCCACAGUUGCAGUGGAGGAAGUGCAUCACACCUACACCGCAGAGCUGGCACCCCCGCCCACGCAGAGUGUUGAGGUGGUUGUACCCCAAUUCCGACCUUCCAAGCCAGAUCCGCUGCUGGCGGAAGCACCUGCCAUCUAUGGCAAGCCCCAGGAGACCUACAACUCCUACGAACUCCAACCAGAAGCUUCUCCCCUCAUCAAAAUCGAGUACCAUGCCCAGCAGGAUGGCAUCAAUGAGCACUACAAGCAGCUGCCCGAGUUCCAGCAACUGUCCACGCUUAUCGGCAAGUCGCCGGACGAUCAGAUCCAUGGCCUAACCUACCUCCUGGCCAAGGAAAUGCAGGCCAAGCUGCAGAGGCAGGGCAAGGAGCUGGUGGAUCGGCCGCAGGACAGCACGGCUCCGAUUCUCUUCCACCCCGGACAAGGCGCCUCCCCGGCACCCACUCUGAAAACCCUCUUGGAGCACGGAUCGUUGGGAGUGCAGCCGGGUCGUCUGAUUGGAAUGGCCAAGACCAAGCAGUAUGUGCCCAUCAUCGAACCGGGCAACAACGAUGUCAAGGAGCUGCCCAUAGUGCCGAGUAGCGAGGCCUCCAAGCUGCCUACUCCCAGUUCCUACAUCGACUACACCCACGGACAUGGCUUAUCCAACGGCUACGAAGGUGUGACCAAUGUGGAGGAGCCGGUGACCACAGUGGAGCAUGUGGUGCACCAUCCCACGGUGGCCACGCAGCUGCAUCACCAGGUCCUGCUCCCUAAGCCCCACCACCACCAGCAGCAGCAGCACCACGGACUUGUGGCCACUGUCCUUCCGGCGGAACUGGACUCGGACAAGGGCGUGAAUGGGCUGCACUUUGUUCACGGCGACGAGGACAAGUCGCUGCAGCAGUAUGCCUCGAAGUAUGCGUUCGGUUAUCGCAUACGUGAUUUCCAUACCGGCAACGAUUUUGGCCACAAGCAGAAUCGUGAUCUCCACGGCGUGACACGCGGCCAGUACCACAUCCUUUUGCCGGACGGAAGGAUCCAGAACGUCAUCUACCACGCCGACGACACGGGCUUCCACGCGGAUGUCAGCUUCGAAGGCGCCACGAAGCAUUGA